This is a messenger RNA of Colletotrichum spaethianum, 1491 nucleotides long. RefSeq names its product threonine dehydratase, mitochondrial. Bases 1 to 1491 code for a protein of 496 amino acids. Lineage: Eukaryota; Fungi; Ascomycota; Sordariomycetes; Glomerellales; Glomerellaceae. The record is from RefSeq and is a predicted model, not a curated record. Gene Ontology annotation, biological process: protein maturation. The transcript has 2 exons. Gene Ontology annotation, molecular function: threonine-type endopeptidase activity.
AUGAAGUUUUUGAAAUCGGGUGCUUCGGCCACCGAAGCUGUCGAAGCUGCCUUACGCGUUCUCGAAGACAAGGAGAUCACCAACGCUGGUUACGGGUCCAACCUAUCAAUGGAUGGGACUGUUGAGUGCGAUGCAACAAUCGUCGACCAUCUUGGUAGAAGUGGUGCCUGCGGAGCCGUCCCCAACAUCAAAAACCCCGUCUGCCUCGCGAAGUUGAUCUUGGACAAAAGCAAUCAGCCUCUAUCCCUGCGACGAGUUCCACCGAAUAUUCUUGUUGGAGAGGGUGCCAGAAACUUUGCCACAGAGAACGGUAUGCAGGUGGUUCCAAACGACUACCUGAUCUCCAAAAACGCGCGUGACCGAUUUCUGCGAUGGCAAGAAGAUCUCAAACGGGCGGAAGAGAAGCUGAGGCAGGCUAGAGCACGCAAACCAACUGGGGAAGCCACUGAUAGCUGCCAGCAGUACGAGACCAUGCCGACACCAGUCCGAAUGUACCAGAACCAACAGAGGGACCAUGUCAAUGCUAUCCUUAGUGGUACAUGGAACGAAGGUCAGCCAGAUUCUCCACAACGGGGUUCUCCGGCGCUCGAGCAGAUGCAGGGGGAUCAUCAGGGAAACUCUUCGCCCGGAUCGGCGUACUCUCGGACGACAUCUCCUCGACAAACAACCGAACGUUCUCCUCUGGGAUUUGUCGGAGCUUCUGUGCCUCCCUCCAACAGAUCUCGGCCUCACAUACUUCAAGAAAAAGAGCUGUUGACAGGACCUUCUAGUCAGUUAGCGAAUGAGGGAAACCGCGAUGGCACGAUGUCCCCUCAAUGGACAGAUGGCCCCAAGUUCGCAAGCACAAUUGCACAGCUUCAGGGUUGCAGCCCUCGCGGUCUUAAGCGACCAUUUUCUGCAACAGAGCUGGAGCACGAGGAUGUCAUCACCGAUACCGUUGGAGCCAUAGCUAUCGAUGAGAAAGGAAACAUUGCAGCAGGUUCGUCUUCUGGCGGCAUUGGAAUGAAACAUCGGGGGCGUAUAGGUCCUGCUGCUCUGGUGGGUAUUGGCACAGCUGUUGUGCCCUGUGAUCCGGACGACCCAGACAAGACCAGCGUUGCGACGGUCACCAGUGGCACGGGAGAGCACAUGGCCACCACUAUGGCGUCUCAACGAUGUGCCGAACGGAUCUAUGGCAACACACGCCGAGGACCGAACGGCAGAGAUAUUGAGGAGUGGGACGAGGACGCUAUCAUGGAAUCUUUCAUCACGAAUGAUUUCAUGGGCCAUCCUGGCGUCAGAGACUGUAACUCUGUUGGGGCGAUUGGCGUGAUGACUGUCAAGAAGACGCGGACGGGGUACUAUCUAUACUUCGCCCACAAUACUGACUCCUUCGCGUUAGCCUCCAUGGGUGGUUCCGACAGAGAGCCUGUUUGCGUCAUGUCCCGCCUGGGCGAGACUACACAAGUUACCCGCGGCGCUCGAAGGAUACGGGUUGAUCUAGGAUCAUGA